Messenger RNA from Ordospora colligata OC4, 1185 nucleotides. Its product is annotated as amino acid permease. The record is from RefSeq and is a predicted model, not a curated record. Lineage: Eukaryota; Fungi; Microsporidia; Ordosporidae. Bases 1 to 1185 code for a protein of 394 amino acids. The transcript has a single exon. Gene Ontology annotation, biological process: amino acid transmembrane transport. Gene Ontology annotation, molecular function: amino acid transmembrane transporter activity.
AUGGCAACAACAUUGGCGUCAGGAUACAUCACAUUACUAAAAACAACGCUUGGCAGUGGAAUUCUAUCAUUUCCAUACCUAUUCAAGACCUAUGGAAUAUUCACAGGAAUUCUUCUAACCAUGGCAUCAGGUAUCUUUUCAGUAAUAGGACUUGUAUUGUAUACAAUAUGCAGCCAGAGCUUAGGAAGACAAGCAACACUUUCAAAGUUGGCCACAGAAAACAUGCCAUAUGUGACAAUCCUUGUAGAUUUCUGUGUGUUUCUCAAAUGCUUCGGUGUUGCACUCUCGUAUCUUGUCAUCACAAUUCAUCUCCUUCCCUCACUCAUUCUCAGUGCAUUCGGAUCUUCUGUGCUCGCAGACCCAAAUAUAUCUUUGCUCGUAUUCCUGAUGUGUGUGGGCCCAUUUUCAUACUUCAACAAGCUUGAUAAGCUCAAAUACACUUCAUUCUGUGGCGUAAUUGCUAUCCUAAUUGUCACAAUGGCCACUGCAUAUAGAUACAGGUACUCUUCAUUCAUUGUUCAGAAGAAAAUCGACUACUUCGUUCCAGUAUCAUAUACAUGGCUAGAUAGCCUUGGAAAAUUCGUCUUUGCAUUCACUUGCCACCAGAACAUUUUUGCUGUUCAGUCAGAAAUAGAAGACAACUCUCCAUCAACAAUGAGGAAGCUUAUAUACAUGGUUGCAUCUACUGCUGCACUGUUGUACAUUUCCUUUGGCAUCCUUAACUACCUUCUUUAUAGAGAAGCCAUAAAAGAUAACAUCCUGCAAAACUAUCCAGAUGAUCUUCUGGCAUUCUUUGUUCGAUGCCUUUAUGUACUUGCAAUGGGCGUGUCGUAUCCUCUCCAAGUCAAUCCAUGCAGAUCGCAUCUCAUGAAUAUUGUGUCUCUCAACUCAAAAAUAGAUCAAAACGAUUCAUUCAUAGAGUUCAUUGCAACCACGGCAAUAAUAAUGUCCACAUACCUUCUUGCAAUCUCAGGAAUGGGCCUUGGUACAAUAUACUCUAUAAUAGGUGCAACUGCAUCAACAUUCAUAUGCCUGAUCUUUCCAACAAUGCUCUACUUCAGCAUGGACAUCAACAGGUCAAGGUGGUUGACACUUCUGUCAUAUGUUGGAUUUGUUUUCGGAAUGUUCAUAUUCUUCACUUCCAUGUUCAGUAUCAUUUUCAACAAUUCUCCUCCAUCCUCAUAA